Protobothrops mucrosquamatus (brown spotted pit viper) is the source of this 6096-nucleotide messenger RNA. Its product is annotated as sodium channel protein type 3 subunit alpha. Gene Ontology annotation, biological process: membrane depolarization during action potential; sodium ion transmembrane transport; neuronal action potential. Gene Ontology annotation, molecular function: voltage-gated sodium channel activity. The record is from RefSeq and is a predicted model, not a curated record. Gene Ontology annotation, cellular component: axon; voltage-gated sodium channel complex; plasma membrane. NCBI's taxonomy places the organism in Eukaryota, Metazoa, Chordata, Lepidosauria, Squamata, Viperidae.
AUGGCACAGACACUGCUGGUACCAUCAGGACCUGACAGUUUCCGCUUUUUUACUAGAGAAUCUCUUGCAGCUAUUGAAAAACGGUGCACAGAAGAAAAAGCGAAAAGGCCCAAACAAGAACAUAGGGAUAAUGUUGAUGAGAAUGGGGCAAAACCAAAUGGUGACUUGGAAGCAGGAAAAACACUUCCUUUUAUAUAUGGCGAUAUUCCUCCUGGAAUGGUGUCUGAACCAUUGGAGGAUCUGGACCCUUACUAUAGCAAUAAACAAACCUUCAUUGUGUUGAAUAGAGGGAAGGCAAUUUUCCGAUUCAGUGCCACAUCUGCCUUGUACAUUUUAACCCCUUUCAAUCCUCUCAGAAAAAUUGCUAUUAAAAUUUUGGUACAUUCAUUAUUCAGCAUGCUUAUUAUGUGCACUAUUUUGACCAACUGUGUAUUUAUGACCAUGAGUAAUCCUCCAGAAUGGACAAAGAAUGUAGAGUACACAUUCACUGGAAUUUAUACCUUUGAAUCACUUACAAAAAUCCUUGCAAGGGGCUUUUGUUUAGAAGGAUUUACUUUUCUUCGAGAUCCCUGGAACUGGCUUGACUUCAGUGUCAUUUUGAUGGCGUAUGUAACAGAAUUUGUAAACCUAGGCAAUGUUUCAGCUCUUCGAACUUUCAGAGUAUUGAGAGCUUUGAAAACUAUUUCUGUAAUCCCAGGUAAGGAGUGUUUGAUGAAGGGCCAGACCCCUGGUAUUUUCAGCUGUUUUUUGUGUGUUGUCAUUGUGUUUGUGUGUGAACUCCCCUAUUACAGAUAUGUGACAGAGUUUGUGGACCUGGGCAAUGUCUCAGCGUUGAGAACAUUCAGAGUUCUCCGGGCAUUGAAAACAAUAUCAGUCAUUCCAGGCCUGAAGACAAUUGUAGGGGCCCUCAUUCAAUCUGUGAAGAAGCUCUCAGAUGUCAUGAUCCUCACCGUGUUCUGUCUGAGUGUAUUUGCACUAAUAGGGCUCCAACUUUUCAUGGGGAACCUGAGGCACAAAUGCUUGCUGUGGCCAUUGGACAAUUCUACUUUUGAAGGAAAUAUCACUUCCCACUUCAAUAGUACAGAGGGAGAAAAUGAUACCUAUGUAAAUAUGACAGUGACCACUUUUAACUGGAAGGAGUACAUUGAGGAUGAAAGUCAUUUUUAUGUUUUGGAAGGACAAAGAGAUGCACUUCUUUGUGGUAAUAGCUCAGAUGCUGGCCAUUGCCCAGAAGGAUAUGUGUGUAUAAAAGCUGGUAGAAACCCCAACUACGGCUACACAAGCUUUGACACCUUCAGCUGGGCCUUCUUAUCACUCUUUCGGCUGAUGACUCAGGACUUCUGGGAAAAUCUUUACCAACUGACUCUGCGUGCUGCUGGCAAAACAUACAUGAUCUUUUUUGUCCUGGUGAUUUUCUUGGGUUCUUUCUACCUGAUCAACUUGAUCCUGGCUGUUGUUGCCAUGGCCUACGAAGAGCAGAAUCAAGCCACCAUGGAAGAAGCUGAGCGGAAAGAGGCAGAAUUCCAGCAGAUGCUGGAACAGCUGAAAAAACAGCAAGAAGAGGCUCAGUUUUCAUAUGUGAUUGGAAUCCCCAACAUGACUGGAGUUCAUAUUCAUGUACACAUUGGCUACUCUCACCUUCCGCUGCCUGAUAUGUGGAAAGCAGUUGAGAUAAACACAAUGUUGGCAUUCAAGAAAAUAAGGGGAGGUCGCUUGUCCUAUGAAAAGAGAACCUCAACUCACCAGUCUUUGCUGAGCUUUCGUGGCUCCCUGUUUUCCCCGCGACGCAGUAGCAGAACAAGUAUUUUCAGCUUCCGAGGGAGAGCAAAAGAUAUUGGCUCAGAGAAUGACUUUGCUGAUGAUGAACACAGCACUCUUGAAGACAAUGAGAGCCGGAGAGAUUCUCUCUUUGUUCCAAACAGACAAACAAGUGAGCGUCGCAACAGCACUAGCAGUCAAAUCAGCCUGUCAUCAAAGAUGGUGCCGGUGCUUCCUGCCAAUGGGAAGAUGCACAGCACAGUGGAUUGCAAUGGCGUUGUUUCCUUAAUGGGAGGACCUCCUGCACUCCCUUCACCUACUGGACAGUUUUUACCAGAGGGUACAACAACUGAAACAGAAAUAAGAAAAAGAAGAUUAAGCUCUUAUCACAUUUCUAUGGAACUGAUGGAAGAAUCUGCAGUAAGGCAGAGAGCCAUGAGUAUAGCCAGCAUCCUUACAAAUACUAUGGAAGAACUUGAAGAAUCCCGGCAGAAGUGUCCGCCAUGCUGGUAUAGAUUUGCAAAUGUUUUCUUGAUUUGGGAUUGCUGGAGCCCUUGGUUAAACGUAAAGCACAUUAUGAAUUUGAUAGUGACGGAUCCAUUUGUCGAUCUUGCUAUUACUAUUUGCAUAGUUUUGAAUACACUGUUUAUGGCCAUGGAACAUUACCCAAUGACUUCUGAUUUCUACCAAGUACUUUCAGUGGGAAAUCUGGUUUUCACUGGGAUCUUCACUGCAGAAAUGAUCUUCAAAAUAAUUGCCAUGGAUCCUUAUUAUUAUUUCCAAGAAGGCUGGAAUAUUUUUGAUGGCAUCAUAGUCAGCUUGAGUUUGAUGGAGUUGGGUCUUGCAAAUGUGGAAGGACUGUCAGUCCUAAGAUCCUUCAGACUGCUUCGUGUUUUCAAAUUAGCAAAAUCCUGGCCAACGUUAAAUAUGCUGAUCAAAAUUAUUGGCAACUCUGUGGGUGCUUUGGGAAAUCUGACUUUGGUCCUGGCCAUCAUUGUCUUCAUUUUUGCUGUGGUUGGUAUGCAGCUCUUUGGUAAAAGCUACAAGGAAUGUGUGUGCAAGAUUGCAGAAGAUUGUGAACUCCCUCGUUGGCACAUGAAUGAUUUUUUCCACUCUUUCUUGAUCGUGUUCCGAGUUCUUUGUGGAGAAUGGAUAGAAACCAUGUGGGACUGUAUGGAGGUUGCAGGCCAAUCCAUGUGCCUUAUUGUUUUCAUGUUGGUCAUGGUGAUUGGGAAUUUAGUGGUAUUAAACCUGUUUCUAGCCUUGCUCCUGAGCUCCUUCAGUUCAGACAAUCUUGCUGCUACUGAUGAUGAUAAUGAGACGAACAAUCUCCAGAUUGCUGUGGCGAGGAUUCAGAAAGGAAUAGAUUACAUUAAGAAAACAUUGGGAGAAGUUGUCCAAAAAAGCACAAAGCCAAAAGCCAUAGAUGAUAUCAAAGUCCUUGAAGAACUAAACCACAAGAAAGAUGUCUACAUUUCCAACCACACCAUGGUUGAAAUAACUAAGGAAGUUCAUUAUCUGAGAGAUGGAAAUGGAACGACCAGUGGUGUAGGAACAGGCAGCAGUGUGGAAAAAUAUAUUAUUGAUGAAAAUGAUUACAUGUCAUUUAUAAACAAUCCAGGCCUUACUGUAACUGUACCGAUUGCAGUUGGAGAGUCAGAUUUUGAAAAUAUAAACACAGAAGAAUUUAGCAGUGAAUCUGACCUGGAAGGAAGCAAAGAGAAGAUAAAUGACACCAGUUCAUCUGAAGGCAGUACUGUGGAUGUUGCCCUGCCAGGAGAGGGGGAGCAGGCAGAGAUCGAACCCGAAGAAGCUCUUGAGCCUGAAGCCUGUUUCACAGAAGGCUGCAUCCAAAAGUUCCCAUGUUGUCAAGUGAGUAUAGAAGAUGGCAAAGGAAAAAUCUGGUGGAAUUUUAGAAAAACCUGCUACAGCAUUGUUGAACAUAACUGGUUUGAAACAUUCAUUGUAUUUAUGAUUCUCCUCAGCAGUGGUGCUCUGGCCUUUGAAGACAUAUAUGUUGAACAGCGUAAGACUAUCAAGACAGUGCUGGAAUAUGCAGACAAGGUCUUCACGCACAUUUUCAUUCUAGAAAUGCUUUUGAAGUGGGUGGCCUAUGGCUUCCAGAUUUAUUUCACAAAUGCCUGGUGUUGGCUGGAUUUUUUAAUUGUUGAUGUUUCAUUGGUCAGUUUAAUAGCCAAUGCACUAGGCUAUUCUGAAUUAGGGGCCAUUAAAUCACUUCGAACACUAAGAGCAUUGAGGCCUUUAAGAGCUCUGUCACGGUUUGAAGGAAUGAGGGUGGUUGUUAAUGCCCUUAUUGGAGCAAUUCCCUCCAUUAUGAAUGUGCUUCUGGUUUGUCUCAUAUUUUGGCUGAUCUUUAGUAUCAUGGGUGUGAAUCUCUUUGCUGGCAAGUUCUACCAUUGCGUUAAUACCACAACGGGUGAAAUGUUCAACGUCAGCGAUGUCAACAAUAAAACGGAAUGUGAUGAGCUCAUACACAACAAUCAGCAAGCCCGAUGGAAAAACGUAAAAGUUAACUUUGAUAACGUUGGGGCUGGUUAUCUUGCUCUGCUUCAAGUUGCAACUUUUAAAGGCUGGAUGGAUAUUAUGUAUGCAGCUGUUGAUUCACGGAAUGUAGAAGACCAACCCUAUUAUGAGGACAACUUAUAUAUGUAUCUUUAUUUUGUUAUCUUCAUAAUCUUUGGAUCAUUUUUUACCUUAAACCUCUUCAUUGGUGUCAUUAUAGAUAAUUUCAAUCAGCAAAAAAAGAAGUUUGGAGGACAAGACAUUUUUAUGACAGAGGAACAGAAAAAAUAUUACAAUGCAAUGAAAAAGCUGGGCUCCAAAAAACCACAAAAGCCGAUACCGAGACCAGGGAAUAAAUUUCAAGGAAUAGUCUUUGACUUUGUAACCAGACAAGCCUUUGAUAUCAGUAUCAUGAUUCUUAUUUGCCUUAAUAUGGUCACCAUGAUGGUUGAAACAGAUGACCAAAGUAAAGAAAUGGAAAUUAACUUAUCCAGGAUUAACCUGGUAUUCAUAGUUCUUUUCACUGGAGAAUGUAUACUCAAAAUGAUUUCACUUCGUCAUUAUUAUUUUACCAUUGGCUGGAAUAUUUUUGAUUUUAUCGUUGUCAUUCUCUCCAUUGUAGGAAUGUUCCUUGCAGAGAUUAUUGAGAAAUACUUUGUGUCCCCCACUUUGUUCCGAGUAAUUCGACUUGCCCGGAUAGGUCGAAUCCUGCGUCUAAUCAAGGGCGCAAAAGGGAUCCGCACUCUGCUUUUUGCCUUGAUGAUGUCUCUCCCUGCCUUGUUCAACAUUGGUCUCCUCCUUUUCCUGGUCAUGUUCAUCUUUGCCAUAUUUGGAAUGUCCAACUUUGCCUACGUGAAGAGAGAAGUUGGCAUUGAUGACUUGUUCAACUUUGAAACUUUUGGCAACAGCAUGCUCUGCCUCUUUCAGAUCACCACCUCCGCUGGCUGGGAUGGCCUGCUAGCGCCCAUCCUGAACAGCGGGCCUCCAGACUGCGACCCGGAGAUAGACCACCCGGGUAGCUCAGUCAAGGGAGACUGUGGCAAUCCUUCGGUGGGGAUUUUCUUCUUCGUCAGCUACAUUAUCAUCUCAUUUUUAGUUGUAGUGAACAUGUACAUUGCUGUCAUUUUGGAGAACUUCAGCGUCGCUACCGAAGAAAGUGCUGAGCCUUUGAGCGAGGAUGAUUUUGAGAUGUUCUAUGAGGUCUGGGAAAGGUUUGAUCCGGAUGCAUCCCAAUUUAUGGAAUAUAGUAAACUCUCUGAUUUUGCUGCUUCGUUGGAUCCUCCUCUUCUGAUUGCAAAACCAAACAAAGUCCAGCUAAUUGCGAUGGACCUGCCCAUGGUGAGUGGUGAUAGAAUUCACUGCCUUGACAUCUUGUUUGCCUUUACAAAGCGUGUUUUGGGAGAAAGCGAAGAAAUGGAUUUACUGCGAGUGCAAAUGGAAGAGCGCUUCACGGCAGCCAAUCCAUCAAAGCUUUCAUAUGAACCAAUCACCACCACAUUAAAGCGGAAGCAGGAGGAGGUGUCCGCUACCAUCAUUCAACGGACUUUCAAGCGUUUCGUCCUGAAACAGAAAGUUAAAAAAGCAACUUCUAUGUACAAUAAAGAAAAAUGCAGAGAUGGCGACCUCCUACCAAUCAAAGACAUGACCUCUGAUAGGUUGAAUGGGAAUUCCAGUCCAGAGAAAACAGAUGAGAGCUCCUCAACCACCUCUCCCCCUUCCUAUGAUAGUGUUACUAAGCCAAACAAAGAGAAAUAUGAAAAGGGCAAAAGAGACAGAGACUUUAAAGGUAAAGAUAGAAGGAUUAGCAAAAAGUGA